Messenger RNA from Drosophila rhopaloa, 1104 nucleotides. RefSeq lists its product as uncharacterized. The transcript is spliced from 2 exons. Bases 1 to 1104 code for a protein of 367 amino acids. The record is from RefSeq and is a predicted model, not a curated record. Lineage: Eukaryota; Metazoa; Arthropoda; Insecta; Diptera; Drosophilidae.
AUGGCACGUUCUACGGAGCUGCAAGGUGCAUUAGAAAGGUUUUGGCUAAUCGAGGAGUUUGAUUCGCACGAUCAAGGUUUCACCGCAGAAGAGCAGGAAUGCGAACGACAUUUUGUGGCAAACACAAGGUUUCUCACAUCUGGACGAGUCCAAGUUUGCUUGCCAUUUAAGGAGAAUCCUCACAUGUUAGGUAAAUCUUUUGAAAUUGCCAAAUCCCGGUUUUUGCAAAAUGAACGGAGGUUGAGCCGCAACCCGUUGUUAAAGGAGAUGUACGUUCAAUUCAUGAGGGAAUACCUAGAUUUGAAUCACAUGCAAUUGGCAUCUGAUUUCGACUCUCAAAAGACCCAUUAUGUAAUCCCGCAUCAUGGAGUCCUGAGAUCAGAAAGCACGACUACCAAGCUGCGUGUUGUGUUUGAUGCAUCGUGCAAAACAACGUCGAACCUUUCUCUGAAUGAGUUGUUGAUGAUUGGCCCAAGCAUCCAGCAGAAUCUUAUCCUAACACUUCUUGCCUUUCGCUUACAUCGUCAUGCACUUGUAGCUGAUAUCUGCAAGAUGUAUCGCCAGUUUGAAGUAUCACCAGACGAUCGUAUGUAUCAACUUGUUCUCUGGAGAGAAUCCUCAGCUGCGCCUUUAGAAUUGUUUCAGCUCAACACUGUCACGUACGGCAUGUCCUGCGCACCAUUUCUAGCAAUCAGGAGCUUGAAAUAUAUUGCAGAUAAGUUCUCAAAUCAGUUUCCCAUCGGAGCAGCAGUACUUAAAGAAGAUAUGUACGUCGAUGACCUCCUUACUGGAGCAGACAGUGUCGAAGAGCUUCAUCUCAAGGCUACAGAGGUCACCAGCAUACUUUCUAAGGCUGGAUUAGAGCUUGCAAAGUGGAACACAAGCAAAAUAGAAGGCAACGGAGCAGAGUUUCAAUUUAAGGUUGAUACCAAAGAUGUUACGAAGACUUUGGGCAUGUCGUGGCAACCAAAACUAGAUGUGUUUUGUUUCAGCUCACCUGUACGAUUUGCUAGGGCUCGUAUCACCAGUCGUUAUUCGAUGCAAAAUAUUGGUCCAAGAGUUGUGGAUGCAUCGUCUAAACUGGGACGAUCCACUUCCCCCUGA